AUGGUAAGAGCUCCAUUCUAUGACAAAAAUGGACUGAAGAAAGGUGCAUGGAGUAGAGAAGAAGACGAGAUGUUAAGAGCUUAUGUUCACAGAUAUGGUCAUUCUAAUUGGCGUCAACUCCCCAAGUUUGCAGGUUUAGCAAGGUGUGGAAAAAGUUGUAGACUUCGUUGGUUGAACUACUUGAGACCAAAUCUAAAACACGGCAACUACACCCCAGAAGAAGAACAAAUAAUCAUCAAAUUACACCAAAAAUUUGGAAAUAAAUGGUCCUUGAUUGCUGAAAAACUGCCUGGAAGAACGGACAAUGAGGUAAAGAACUAUUGGCAUAGCCACCUGAAAAAGAAUAAUGAGAAGGAGAAAUCACAUAAUAAUAAUAUGAAUAAAAAAUUCCAAUCCCAAGUUAUGACACUUAAUAUAAUGAGAUUGUGCUUAGAAUUAUUAAUUUUGAAUGACAUUUAA
Messenger RNA from Cajanus cajan (pigeon pea), 459 nucleotides. Its product is annotated as transcription factor MYB14. NCBI's taxonomy places the organism in Eukaryota, Viridiplantae, Streptophyta, Magnoliopsida, Fabales, Fabaceae. The record is from RefSeq and is a predicted model, not a curated record.